Messenger RNA from Lachancea fermentati, 3177 nucleotides. NCBI's taxonomy places the organism in Eukaryota, Fungi, Ascomycota, Saccharomycetes, Saccharomycetales, Saccharomycetaceae. The record is from the annotation of a GenBank genome assembly.
AUGGACCGUCUCCCAGUUCCAGCCCAGCUUCCAGACAUCGCCACACUCUCGAUCUCGUCGAUCUCUGACUACCACACGUUCGAGUUCCCGGGCCGUGACGCCCAGAAGGAAGCGGUCGUCGAUCUCCUCGACCAACAGGGCUUCAUCCCCGAGGAUGUCAUCGAGCAGGAGGUUGAGUGGUUCUACGGCGCGCUCGGCAUCGACGAUCUCUUCUUCUCCAAGGAGUCCCCCGACAUGAUUGCCAACAUCAUCCACACGCUCUACGCAGCCAAGAUCGAGUCGUUUGCCAAACUCAAGAUCGCCAGUGACGCGGACCCUGAAGCGGCUGCUGCCACUAGCAACCUUGCCACAGUGGCGGCCCCAGGCCUCCACGUCCACGACAAGAUCGUCACCGAUUCCCACGCUGUGUUUUUACAAACCGGCUCUGCGUUGGACGCCGAUAUCGACGAUCUUUUCCUGGAUUCCACCGACGCCUCCUGGCGUCUCGUUUCUUACAUCGCUGACAAUGCGCUCAAACUCACAUUUGUGUAUCGCACGAGCUUCUCAGCCCGCACAGACGCCUCAGACACCUCUGCCUCUCCAGAUCUCACCCCAGAACAACUUUACCAAGGCGAUAUCGACUCCAUAAGUGAUAUCACCAUGUCCCAAGUCACCUCCCAGGAAAACAAAAAACUUUACGGGCUAUUGAUGAACCAGAUGCGCCAACGCGAGGGACCUGUUAUCAAAACCCUCCAUUCUGUCGCUGAUCAAGAUGAAGUUCGCAUUGUAAUCGGCUUCAAGCGCGGAACUACCAAGCGGUACUACACUGCGCUCUCGUCCUUGCUCCAUUACUACCAAUUGAAGCCCUCCAAGAUCUAUCUCGAGACUUUCGCCAACGACGUGUCUAUCUACUCCAUUUACUUGAACGGCUCCCAACAAUCGGAAACUGUGCUCCACAACUUGUCCAUGUCUAUCCUUCAAGUCGAAAGAGAGGCCUCCCUAAUGUACGCUAUCCCAAGCAAUUUCUUUCAAGAUUUAUAUGAGAGAAGAUCUUUCUCCCCUCAAGAGGCCAUUUACGCGCACGUCGGUGCCAUUUUCAUCAACCACUUCAUCAAUAGGUUGGGUGACGAUUAUCAAACAUUGCUGGGCCAAUUAAACGUCUCCAACCAAUCCCAAAACACAAAUACCUCUCUUCUAGAAGUUCUCAGUAAUUUGAAGAAAAAAUUAAGAACCGAAACUUAUACUCAGCAAAUGAUCAUCGAUGUUCUUCACAAGUACCAAGUAAUUGUCUCCAAACUUUACAAGAAUUUCGCACAAAUUCAUUACGUUUCCUCGUCCAGAUUGGAAAAAACGUUGUCCUACCAAAGACUAUCUAAACUCGAACCUUUCAAAGAUGACUCUGAGUUUGAAUUGUUUUUGAAUAAAUUCAUCCCCAAUGAUUCCCCCGAUUUAUUGGUUUUGCAAACUUUAAACAUGUUUAAUAAAGCUAUCUUGAAAACCAAUUUCUUCAUCACCAGGAAAGUGGCCAUCUCCUUCAGGUUGAAUCCCGCUUUGAUCAUGCCAAAAGUGGAAUUCCCAGAGACCCCAUACGGUAUAUUCUUCGUGGUAGGUAAUACAUUCAAGGCCUUCCACAUUAGAUUCAGAGAUAUUGCGCGUGGUGGUAUUCGUAUCGUUUGUUCCAGAACUCAGGAAAUUUACGAUACAAACUCCAAAAUGGUCAUUGACGAGAAUUACCAAUUGGCUUCAACACAACAACGCAAAAACAAAGACAUUCCUGAAGGUGGCUCCAAAGGUGUCAUCUUAUUGAACCCCACUUUGGUCUCACCAGAACAAACUUUUGUUGCAUUUUCACAAUACGUGGACGCCAUUAUUGACAUCUUGAUUCAUGAUCCUUUGAAGGAAGAUUAUGUCGAUCUAAUGGAGCACCCUGAGAUUUUGUUCUUUGGCCCAGACGAAGGUACUGCAACGUUUGUAGAUUGGGCCACAAACCAUGCCAAGAGUAGAGGUUGCCCAUGGUGGAAGUCUUUCUUGACGGGUAAAUCCCCACAAAUGGGUGGUAUUCCUCAUGAUGCUUACGGUAUGACUUCUCUCAGUGUCCGUGCUUAUGUCAACAAAUUGUACGAAACUUUGGGAUUACAACAAACCCCCAUCAACAAAUUUCAAACCGGUGGUCCAGAUGGGGAUUUGGGUUCAAAUGAAAUCAUUUUAGCGACUCCAAAUGAACAAUACGUAGGGAUUGUUGAUGGUUCAGGUGUCCUUUGCGAUCCUCAAGGGUUAGACAGCUCAGAAUUACGGAAAUUGGCCCAUGCCAGACACAUGGUUUCUAAAUUCGAUAAAUCUAAAUUAAGUCCCCGCGGAUUCUUCGUUUCUGUAGACGAUAUUGAUAUCAUGUUACCAAACGGUGUCAUUGUUGCCAACGGGACCACUUUCAGAAACAGAUUCCACUUGGAAGUUUUUAAAUUUGUCGACAAAGUUGAUCUAUUUGUGCCAUGUGGUGGCAGACCAAACUCGAUCGAUAUCAACACCCUUCACUACUUCAUUGACGAAAAGACGAACAAGUGUAAGAUUCCUUACAUCGUUGAAGGUGCAAACCUAUUCAUUACUCAACCAGCCAAGCUUGCUCUUGAAGCACAUGGAUGCAUACUAUUCAAGGAUGCCUCCACCAACAAAGGUGGUGUGACUUCAUCGUCUAUGGAAGUUUUAGCUUCCUUGGCCUUGAACGAUUCUGAUUUCAUCGGGAAAUUCAUUGGCAAUAACCCUCAUGAGAGAACUCCACUUUAUCAAAAAUAUGUUAAGCAAGUUCAAGAGAAAGUUGAACAUAAUGCUCGCGCCGAAUUUAAACAACUGUGGUCAAUCAAUCAAAAAAAAGGUACUCCAAUUUCUGAGCUUUCAAACGUCCUUUCUCAAACUAUCAACAGGUUAAAUGAUAACUUGAUUGACUCAAACGAAUUAUGGUUGAACGAUUUGAAGCUGCGUAAUUUCCUUUUAUUGAAUAAAAUCAUUCCAAAGCUUUUGAUCGACGUGGCAGGCCCCACCGCUGUUUUAGAGAACAUCCCAGUUCCUUAUUUGAAAGCACUAUUGUCCAGUUACCUUUCUAGUACCUACGUGUAUGAAUACGGUACAGAGAUUAAUAUUGGCGAGUUUUUGGAGUUCAUGGGGGAAUUGAAAAGAGAGGCUGAAAACUUUGUAUUGGUAUGA